Messenger RNA from Nicotiana attenuata, 1711 nucleotides. RefSeq names its product eukaryotic initiation factor 4A-3. Gene Ontology annotation, molecular function: mRNA binding; RNA helicase activity; ATP binding. The record is from RefSeq and is a predicted model, not a curated record. Gene Ontology annotation, cellular component: catalytic step 2 spliceosome; nucleolus. The transcript has 8 exons. Bases 144 to 1373 code for a protein of 409 amino acids. Lineage: Eukaryota; Viridiplantae; Streptophyta; Magnoliopsida; Solanales; Solanaceae.
UGUACAAAUAUCAUUUCACCCGGUACUCAUUCUCUCAGUUAUUAGGGCUUCUGGCUUCUGUGUCUCCCAUUCUCUCUCUUAGGGCUUCUGCGUCUCCCAUUUCUCCACUUUUCAACACAACGAUACACGUUUCAUCUAACACCAUGGAUGGGGGGGCGACUGGCUCUGUUAUUCCGGCGAACAGGAGGCGGCCGCCGAUGGAGGAAGACAGAUUAUUCUUCGAGACAUCAAAGGGCGUGGAACCCAUCGCUAGUUUCGCUGAGAUGGGAAUUAAAGAUGACCUUCUUAGAGGUGUUUAUCAAUACGGGUUUGAAAAGCCUUCUGCCAUUCAACAACGGGCCGUGCUGCCUAUUAUAUCGGGCCGUGACGUUAUCGCUCAGGCCCAAUCCGGUACCGGAAAAACCUCCAUGAUUGCACUCACUGUUUGCCAAAUUGUGGAUACCAAAUCUUCCGAGGUACAAGCAUUAAUUUUGUCGCCUACGCGGGAGCUUGCAGCUCAAACAGAAAAGGUGAUUUUGGCUAUUGGAGAUUACAUUAACGUUCAGGCACAUGCAUGUAUUGGAGGCAAAAGCGUAGGUGAAGAUAUCAGAAAACUAGAGCAUGGAGUACAAGUAGUCUCUGGAACUCCUGGAAGAGUCUGUGACAUGAUUAAAAGGAGAACUUUACGAACUAGGGGUAUAAAAUUAUUGAUUCUUGAUGAAUCUGAUGAGAUGUUGAGCCGUGGUUUUAAGGAUCAGAUAUAUGAUGUUUACAGAUAUCUUCCACCGGAGCUUCAGGUUGUACUGAUUUCUGCCACUCUUCCAAAUGAAAUUCUGGAGAUAACAAGCAAAUUUAUGACAGAUCCUGUUCGGAUUCUUGUUAAACGUGAUGAGUUGACUCUGGAGGGAAUCAAACAGUUCUUUGUCGCGGUUGAGAAAGAAGAGUGGAAAUUUGAUACACUUUGUGAUCUUUAUGAUACACUCACCAUCACCCAGGCUGUUAUUUUCUGCAACACAAAACGAAAGGUUGAUUGGCUGACCAGCAAGAUGCGUGAAAAUAAUUUUACAGUCUCAUCUAUGCACGGAGAUAUGCCACAGAAGGAGAGAGACGCUAUUAUGGCAGAGUUCCGAGGUGGCACGACUCGUGUUCUAAUCACCACAGAUGUUUGGGCAAGGGGAUUGGAUGUUCAACAGGUGUCUCUGGUGAUUAAUUAUGACCUUCCAAACAAUAGAGAGCUGUACAUUCAUCGCAUUGGUCGCUCUGGUCGUUUUGGUCGAAAGGGUGUUGCCAUAAAUUUUGUGAAGAGUGAUGACAUUAAAAUUCUGAGAGACAUAGAGCAAUACUACAGCACCCAGAUUGAUGAAAUGCCCAUGAACGUCGCUGAUUUGAUAUGAAAGGCUGAGCUUCCAAUCUUCUGAAUAUGGUUCUGGUGUGGCUGCAUUGGUUUGCCUUCUGAGUGGUUUGUACCAAGGAUAAGUUUUUGAUGGCGAGAAAUUGGUGGAUGUUCUAUUUAUUGGUACUGUGUGACAUAUUGGCUUUCUUGUGCGUCAUAUUUUGUUGCGAAGUGUAAUUCUGGAAGACAGGAUGAUCUCUUUAACAUAGGCUUGAUAAAUUUGUCUUGAAGAACUUUACUGAAUUUGCCUGUGGUGUUAGUUUUGUCUGUUAAGAUGUACAAUUUUCUGAAACUUAUCCUGAAUGUGGCGAUGAUGUGUAUAAUUCCCUUCUAUUUCAA